Messenger RNA from Vitrella brassicaformis, 2628 nucleotides. The record is from the annotation of a GenBank genome assembly. NCBI's taxonomy places the organism in Eukaryota, Vitrellaceae.
GCUUCUGUCGAGCAGGAUGGAACCAAAUGGCAUUGAUGGAGGUGAGAACGGGUCAGAAAAGGAAAGCAAAGCAGCUGUGAAGGCAAUCCAUGAUCGGAUCUUCCAAAACAUGCGGUUGCCGUUUGUGUGGUGUCAGACACAGCUGCUGCGAUGGAGGUCUGUGUGAGCCCCGGCUGUCAAUUUCGGCACCGCCGGACAGCCAAGAAGAUCACCAGAGCCAAGAAGGAUCAUCGCACAGACAUCGCACCCGCCGAAUGGGGAAGGUAACAAUACCGUCGGACAGAACGAAACACGCCAGGUCAGCCAUAUCAGCCAUCGCUGCCUCUAUGCUGGUCGGUAGGUACAACUAUGCCGCACUGCUCAACCCGACGGCAAGGGCAGGAGGCGCUGAGGCGCUGCUGUCGUGCCCGGAAUCUGUGCCUCGUGUCGAUGCCAAGACCACAUCGCCAGCAGGUGAGUGAGUGGUGCGGUGCACACAUACGGUGCGAUGCACGUCACGUGGGCGGUUGGUUGUCUGUGUGUGAAGAGUUCAUAGCGAGCUACGAGAUGCGGUCGCGGCCGUGCAUCAUAGCAAACGCCAUCAACGAGUGGCCUGCCAUGAGGAGAUGGACAUUCGACGUGAGUGCAAGGCAGAUCGGUCGCUGCAGGCACACGUGCAUCUCUGCUGCUUGUGUGGUGGGUGUGUCCACGAUCAGUAUCUCGAGGAAAAGUGGAGGAAUGGCCACUUCAAGGUACUACACACAGAACGAUAACGACGCUCUCUGCCAUCCAUCCAUCCAUCCAUUGCCCUGCUCUCGUUGUUGGCUGUCGCAAUCACCGUGGUUCAGAUCGGCGAAGACGAUAGGGGUGCGUUCAGACCCCUUUAGGAAGACACAAGAGGAUGGAUGCUGCUGUUGUUCAUCCAUCGGUCUGUUGUGUUGUGUGUGGUCAGGUCAUCGCAUUCGCGUGAAGCUCAAGUAUUUCGUUGACUACAUGCGGCACCAGACCGACGACAGCCCUCUCUAUCUCUUUGAGGCGUCAGCUGAGGACUCGCCUGCCACCAUGUCGGCGGAGGGAGAGAGACGGGCAGAGCACCAACGACACUUGCGAUUCGUCAAACAUGCUCUCUCUGGUGCAUCUGGUGCUGCCUGUCUGCCAGGGAUCUGAUAGACGACUGGUGGGCUCCUGCACACUUCCCAGAGGACUUACACAACAUCCUUGGCGACGAUAGACGGCCGCCGUAGGUUUAACAAAGGGGGUUAUGCGGCCCUGUGUGUGUGUGUUUUCAUUGCAAUCCGUCUCAUCUCUUCUGAUGUCUUAUAUGUGCAGGUGGCGGUGGUUCAUGAUCGGUCCCAUCAGGUCAGCAGGCGAGCAAACAAACAGCAAGGGAGAAGGGGCAAUCAAUGGCCGGCGGCUGCACUCACUCCUGUGCACGUCUUGCUUGUUUGUGUCGGCAGGUCUGGCACAACCGUCCACCGAGACCCAUUAGGUCAGUGAGAACCCGUCUUGCAAACAGCAUCACCUCUGCCGCAGCGAAUACAUUGUUUCUGCUGUUGUCUGUCGGUCAGGCACUGGUGGGUCUCUAUCGGUCUAAGGGAAGAGGACGAUGCGUGAUCUGUUGGCUGCUGUGGUGCAGCUGCGUGGAAUGCGGUGAUCCAGGGCGAGAAACGGUGGGCGCUGCUGCCGCCUGAGCUGUCCAAGCGGCUCGUCAAGGCAAAGAUGCUCUUGCGUGACGGAGAAGACGAUGAGGCCAUCGAUUGGUCAGCCAACCAGUCACACAUCCAUCCAGCUGUGCAAUGUCUCUCUGCUGAUGCUGUGUGUAGGUUUCAUAAUCUGCUGCCGCGUCUGAAGGCGUUCCAUCGUGCCGAGACGGGUCAGGAGCUGCCGAUCUAUGAGGGCAUCACGAGGCGCGGGGACGUCAUCUUCGUGCCGCCAAGGUGGUGGCACGCCGUUCUCAACCUGUCCGACACCAUCAGCGUCACACAGGUGGGGCGGACGUCACGACAGCCUUUGCCCUCUUGGCUGGGCUGUGGGGGAGAUCGCUGCUGGAUGCCGUUUAGAAUUUCGUGAGCCCCGCGAAUUUUGCCUUGGCGUGGGAGAGCAUGCGGAGGAGCCGUCGGCUGCUGUCGUGCCGAUGGCUGAGGCGGCUGCAGCGGUUCCACCCCGACCUCUACUCACUGGCAUGCAGGUAGGUAUGUAGGUAUCCACCUCUCUGUUCCUCCGUUGGUUCUGAUGUAUGUGCCUGUCCUCCCGUCUAGAUAUGACCGAGAGAUGGCGAUGGCGCGUCAGGUGCCCGGCUCGUGCAGCAGCAGCUCAUCGUCGAGCAGCUCGGACUCGUCGUCCGACGAAGAUGAGGACAGCACCAUUCGCGAGCAGAUGAGGCGGUCGGAGGCUCGGUACUCGGCUGCCGAGACAGAGGCGAUCAGGGCUGCGUAUGCUCCGGCGAGGCGGGGCAGCGGCCGUGUGGGUGGGACGGACGAUGGUGGGGAUAGUGGUGGUGUGUGUGCUGGUGUGUGAAUAAGAGACUGACUGACUGACUGACUGUGGGCGGUGCAGUGCCCAGUGCGUCAGUCAAUGUUAGCCAGCUUAUCAAUUGCAUGAAGCGACUGAGCUACAUACAGUACAAACCCAUCAAUUCGCUCAUCAGAA